GGCAGUCUUGUUAUCUUUAACCGUGAAUGUUGGGCUGAGCUGUCGUUUGUGAUCCAAAAAUGAAUCUGCCGAAAGGACCAGACUCUCUGUGCUUCGAUAAAGACGUUUUUAUGAAGGAUGACUUCGACGUUGACCAGUUUGUGGCCGAGUGUCGAAAGCAGGUCCAGCUGGAGGAGAUGAGAGAAGACCUGGAGCUGUACUACAAACUGCUGAAAACAGCCAUGGUGGAGCUCAUCAACAAGGACUACGCCGACUUUGUCAACCUCUCCACCAACCUGGUGGGGAUGGACAAAGCCCUGAAUCGGCUUUCUGUGCCACUGGGACAGUUGCGAGAGGAGGUUAUGAGUCUUCGCUCCUGCGUGAGUGAAGUGAUCCAGGGCAUCGAUAACCAACUGUCCAAACAGGAAGACCUGCACAAAAAAAAGGUGUGCGUUCUGAGGCUGAUUCAGGUGGUGCGCUCGGUGGAGAAAAUCGAGAAGAUCCUUCACUCCCAGAGCUCAAAGGACUCCAGCUCUCUGGAAAUCAGCAGCCCUUUGUUAGCAGGUCAGAUCCUGGAGAGGAUCGCUACAGAAUUCAACCAGCUUCAGUUUCACGCCGUGCAAAGCAAAGGCAUGCCCCUGCUCGACAAAGUCAGACCGCGUAUUGCGGGGAUCACCUCCAUGCUGCAGCAGUCUCUGGAGGGCCUGUUGAUCGAGGGCCUGCAGACGUCCAACGUGGACAUGGUGCGCCACUGCCUGAGGACCUACGCCACCAUAGACAAAACCCGAGACGCCGAAGCUUUAGUGGGACAAGUGCUGGUUAAACCCUACAUGGACCAGGUUAUAGUGGAAGAAGCUGUGAAGUCCAGUCCAAGCGGGCUUCAGCUGAUGUACUCCAGGCUGCUGGACUUUGUUCCUCACCACUGCAGGCUGCUCCGAGAGGUGACCGGAGGAGCCAUCUCCAGUGACAGGGCUGAUACGGUGCCAGGUUAUGACUUCCUGGUGAACUCUGUGUGGCCAGAGAUGAUCAAAGCAAUAGAAGAAAGGUUGGCCUACAUCUUCAACCCCGGAAACCCAGAGAUAUUCUAUGAGCGCUACAGCGUUAGCGUGGACUUCGUGCGGCGCUUUGAGCAGCAGUGCAGUUCGCAGGCCAGCGUCAAGAGGCUGCGGCUUCAUCCCAAAUACACCAGCUUCAACAACAAGUGGAACCUCCCCGUCUACUUCCAGCUGCGGUACAGAGAGAUAGCCGGGCGCCUGGAGAACACCAUAGGCGAAGGAUUAGAAGCACCGCCAGCCGGUAGUGCGUUCCACCUGCAGGUGUCUGAGGUGCUGUGGUCCUGCUUGGUGCGGUGCUGGUCAGACCAGGUGUAUCUGUCACCUCUGGCUCAUCGCUUCUGGAAGCUGACACUGCAGCUCUACUCACGAUACGCCAAGUUUCUGGAUGAGGUGUUGACGAAAAGCCCCGCCCCCGAGGCGCCGAAGGAACCGAGCAGGCCUCUGCCGAGCUCGGCCUCUUCCACGUCCAGCCGAGCCUCGCUGGACGAAGGCGGCAGCGAGAGCGGCGGCCCGGCGUCUCUCUCCACCAAGCAGCUGGUGUAUAUCGCAGCCGACAUUCAGAAGCUGCAGGAGAAGAUACCAGAGUUAUCAGAAAUGGUCAGACAGCGGUUAGACGCCAUCGGGAUCAAGAACUUUGCUGUUGUGGAAGAUGCUCUUGCAGACUCCAAGGCUUGCCUGUCCAGCAGUAUUCCCUCCCUGAACACCAGGAUGACGCAGCAGCUGACCGAACGCUGCUGCCGCUUCCUGAAAAGCGCCUCUGAGGUUCCUCGACUCUACCGCAGAACCAAUAAAGAUCUGCCAGUACGCCCAUCAGCUUAUAUGGACAACGCUUUACGGCCGUUGCACCAGCUGUUAACAGACUCCACAGGGCUGGUCAACCCCCAGACGGCACAAGAAUGGCUCCGGGUUACGCUGUCUGACUGCACGCAGAAGUACUACGAGACCAUCUCAGAAGUGCUCAGCUCGGUGAAAAAGAUGGAGGACAGCCUGAAACGUCUUAAGCAGGCCAGAAAGGGAGCGACCGCGGCUGUCACAACGGGAGCCAACGGCGGACCGACAGACGACAGCAAGAUUCGCCUUCAGCUGGCCCUGGAUGUGGAAUAUUUGGGCGAACAGAUCCAGAAAAUGGGCCUCCAGCCGAGCAGCAUCUCCAUGCUCUCCUCCCUGAUGGAGCUGGUGAAAGAGGCUCGAGAGCUGGCGGAACAAAACCAGUAGAACGUCCGCCCUAAAAACACUAAGGAACGUUCUGCACAGCUCAAAACAAAAAGUUUUCUUCUGGUUUGGGCGGAAGCGACAUCCGUGGCACCACGAAGAAGGAGAAAAACAACAGACUAAUAAAAUCCUUGUCCAAAUCUUUGAGCCUUCGCUGUGCAGCCGGCCCUACUGUGGAUGACGGGAACAGCAGGGACGGCGCGUCACUGCCGGAUCUUAUACUACUGUGUAGUGUGUCUCCUCUGUAUGAUAAACUCUGGGGUUCUAAUGUUUCUAAAGGAAUCAAAUUUUAUUUGUAACGGGGGAAGUCUGUAACGGCGUGUUUAUUUAAUUUCUUUUUAAACCCAAAUAUAUUGAUAAUGGCGUUAGUGUGGAAAAUAUACAGAUUUUAUAUUCCGGUUGUUGUAUCCAAAUGAAGAAUUUGGGGAUGAAGUGAAAGGCUACACGUGGUUGUAUGUAAGUCAUUUACUUAUGAUGUUUUUCUCUAAAUAUAUAUUAAAAAAGGGUGGCUCUAGGA
Fundulus heteroclitus (mummichog) is the source of this 2763-nucleotide messenger RNA. It is a transcript of the gene cog2, whose product is annotated as component of oligomeric golgi complex 2. Bases 60 to 2249 code for a protein of 729 amino acids. NCBI's taxonomy places the organism in Eukaryota, Metazoa, Chordata, Actinopteri, Cyprinodontiformes, Fundulidae. Gene Ontology annotation, biological process: Golgi organization; intra-Golgi vesicle-mediated transport; protein transport. Gene Ontology annotation, cellular component: membrane; COG complex. The transcript is spliced from 18 exons. The record is from RefSeq and is a predicted model, not a curated record.